Messenger RNA from Opisthorchis viverrini, 13598 nucleotides. RefSeq lists its product as hypothetical. The record is from RefSeq and is a predicted model, not a curated record. NCBI's taxonomy places the organism in Eukaryota, Metazoa, Platyhelminthes, Trematoda, Opisthorchiida, Opisthorchiidae. Gene Ontology annotation, cellular component: cell cortex; site of polarized growth. The coding region runs from base 1 to 13446 and encodes 4481 amino acids. Gene Ontology annotation, biological process: neuron projection development; cell morphogenesis. The transcript is spliced from 45 exons.
AUGUCUACUUUCAAACCGGGUGAACUCGCUGUGUGCACUCUUCUCCGACAGUUCACAGCCUUAGCAAAAUGUAAAAUUGAGCAGGCGUUAGAGGAAAAGCAGGAGCACAAUCUGAUGAAAAGCAUGCGGCUUUCGGAGGACUUUGCAUUUGACCAACUGCUGGAUGCCUUUUAUGUAUCGGCCGAGUUUGCACUGCCUUCUCUAUUGUCAACAAUCAUCCAGUGGUAUCAGUCUCAGCAUUCUUCAGGCCCUCAAUAUGCAGCUCAUCGUCGAUCAGCUCAAUUGUCGAACGGGACGCCUAAGUCUACCGAGGCUGAGAUCGCCAGCAUGACUAACAGUUGUUUUGUUGUAGCAAGUUCUGACCGGGACUCACAACUAGCUUUUUCUAUGGGGAAGCCAGAACAGACUAUCAAAAGUGCUUGUGAUGCGCGAGUUGGGGUCUUAAAGUCUAUUUGUAUGAAUCCGACAGAAGUCCGCAUCCUCGCGGAGCGGAGAGAUCUUGCUAUCGAUAUUAUUUUCUGUCAAGUCCUGUUGUCAAUCCUAAGACAACUACCCUAUCAUCCCGGACACAAUGAUCAGGUUGAGGUGAUUUUGGAACAGUCUUUCCGGAGAUUUAAUUACCGCCAAGACUUUGAUUUUCAUUUGACUUUUUCUUUUCAGGCCCUUUUUCCUCUAGUUACUUGUCUACUUUGUGUUGGGACAAAGUCAUUCUUCCUCACUCAUUGGACCAAUUUUCUCACAAUAUGCCUCAGUCAACUAAAGAGCCGAACACCCAAGGUCGCCCUCGUCAGUUUGCAAUCAUUAUCCUGCCUAGUUUGGGUUUACAUCGUACGAAUCGGGGGCGAGAAACAUUUAGAAACCCAAACCAAGCUGCAUCACAUUGUGAACAGUUUGUUCCCAAAAAACCAGAAGUUCGUGGUGCCUAAGGAUGCACCGGUGAACAUAUUUGUGCGCAUCAUUCAGUUCAUCGCCCACGAAAAACUCGAAUUCGCCAUCCGUGAAAUCAUUAUCGAUCGACUUGGUGUGAAUGGACUUCAGAAAAAUCUGUACAUGCCUGAGUCAGCUUUGUUCAUUUCAUUUUUAAUUUGUUUCCUUAGAGCUGAACGUAAACCCAAAAUGGACCUGUUGAAAACUUGUGUGGCAUGUAUUCCGCGGUUGUUGCCAAAUGAUAUGACCAAACCGGAGCUCCUUGAACUACUGGCUAAAGUGUGUUUGCAUCUGGAUGAAGACGUGCGCAACAUGGCUCAACAGGCCAUGGCAAACCUAAUAGUUGAGUUGCCCGCAUUCCGAGUAAAGACAAUUCAAGUGUUCAUUCAAUUCAUCCAAAAAAACGUUCCGGACACGUCGCCACACCAAUUGGACAGCAGUUUGAAAACCCUUUUUCACCUACUUAACAACUGGAAUUUGGCGCUGCAAAAGGACGGUGCCGUUUCACCCAAUAUUACGGAGAAAGCUGCGCUGCAUGAAACGGAGGGAUUCGCUCUGGUCAUGCUUUGCCAUUGUCGGACAAUCACCCGCCGCCUGGCUUUGCAUAUACUGCGUAAAUGCAGGUCACUGUUAAGCCUAAUCAACGCCGCUACUUGUGAUCCGAAUGCACGACAGCCUCGUGAGGAAUUGUGUUGCAUCGAUGUUUUGGACCAGUCAGUACCAGCUAUAUUGGAACGUGUUCUUCCUCUCAUCCCUCUGCAUGAACGACAUCUAUUUUCCAACACGAACGGUCUGGACUUUUCCGUCUUUGCCGAGCGAUCCAGCCCAGUAUGGCUUAGUGGACCCUCUCCAGUUCCUCCUUGUCCACCUGUGGUCAUACCAACCAACUUCGUCAGUCCACAACACUCGGGGCUCAUGCCUAUCAGUAAUCUGUCCUCAACCACAGACCGUGACUCAUCAACCACCGAGCAUGACGACCAAAAACACACCUCUGAAGCUCUGACGAGAAAUUCUGUAUGUGGCCAGUGUAGCAUGUUUACUGACGGCUCGCAUCCUGGUGUCCUAGGAGUGACCGGUCGUCAACAGGACGAACAGUUACAACCACAGCAAUGCACGUACAAAGCAAGCGGCACUCCGGAGCAGUCAUCUGUUUUACCCGGAGACCAAAAUACUACUGCAGCCCAUGUGGCUCGCCGCCCAUCUCAGCGCCAACCUCAGCAGUAUUCGUCAGCGCAGUACACCCAGGCCUAUAUUAUCCAACCUUUCCAGGAACGAAUUCUUCUGGGGGAUGUGUGGGGCACGUGUUUAUCCUGUGCCUGCAGUCCUGAACGCCUAUUGACAUGCAGUCCUCAAGCGAUACGAUACGCAUGGAAUGUACUCUUUCAGCGUCUAUCAACUCUGUUCCCGCUGAUUGAUCCCAGUGCCCAAAUUGCUGAGAACCGAGCCUCGUCUCUAUUACGAUCAUCAAGUAAAAAACCGACCAAUGAGCGGGAACAGCUGUUUCCUUUGUGGCACAACUAUGCGGUCCUCGGUUGUUGCAUUGCUCCGAGUUCGACAGGUUCGCGUGUUUCCAAACCUCGUGAUAAUCGAUACGACUCUAGUGUUGACUUUACACCACUACGAGCUACUCCGCAGUCCACUGCUUCGAUAACUGUAUCUGCUGCUGAUACUCUUAUUUUUCUCGUCUUGCAUGUUCCUGUAUGUAGCGCAAGUCAGCCGUCAAAUUCCAUCUCUGAAUCCCCUGAACCAAGAGUUUCUUCAGCACAAUCGAAUUCGGGUACCCCCACAAGCCAGGUUGGUACGCCCAUGAGACCUACAUCCACGAAUAAUCUGGACACCAAGUUUACCUCGCCGACUGUAACGCGUGAGACAGCACGUGAUCUGGUUAGGUUACUUGUACCACUUUUACGAUGUGAGCAGCCAGAAAUACGUGAUUCAACCGUUGGUGCCCUCGGGAGAAUUAGCCCUGUGGCCUUCAAAGAUGCACUGGAAGAGCUAAACCCGUUACUCAAAGAAUCCGUCGAUCGCAAACAGGAGAACGUUCGACGUCGAAAACGUCGCGAUGGAUUACGAGCCUCACUCAUUCGUGUACUUGCUUUAAUGAGCCAGAAUGGGGUGUUUGCCUAUCCUGAAUCCAAUGCACUCACUGCCCAAGGCUGUCUCGUUUCUCAACUGACGGACUAUCUGGAUGGAAUGCGAACCUAUUUGGAUUCCGUUGCUGACCAAGCCAUUAAUCCCACCGCCGGCGCAUGUGUCGUCUCUGGUUCCGGCUCAAUGGUUAUCCCCGCUACCACAGGGUCUGCUCCGACCGGUUCACUGUUAGUGCCUGCAGUUGUUGGUGGCACCGCGUCGACUGUCUGCACGCCAUAUUCGGCUCCCACAGCUCCCCUUGCCCCCGUAACCUCAAGCACCAGUUUGGCAAGUUUGGCUUCUACUGAGAGCCAUGUGCUUGUUGAAAUACGACUGCACUUCAGUAUAUUUAUACUGGAAGUCAUCCGUCAACUUCCAAGUAGCCCCAGUUGGUAUGUCAAUUUUGCACAGGGCUUCGCCAAGUUUAAUAAUUACCCUGAUCGUGUAAUAAUUUUCAGUUCCGAACUUGGCUCUUCGGAUGUAUCUGUCUUCGGUACCGCGGGCACGGCUUUAUCCAAACAAGGACCUUCAACUACUUCUAGUUUAGGCAUGAGUCCUGUGAGCAGUGGUCCGUUCACAGGUCCUGACUCCUCUGUUCCAGUCUGCUUCUCCGUUGAUCCCAGUCAAUCCAACCUAGAUCCGGCUUUGCACACAGCUUUGACGACGCAAGUGUCUUCUGCCAAUCUCUUGUCCACUGGGGAAUCUGCUGCUGGUGUUGCAAGUGGUUGCCGUGCCCCUUCGGGAUCGCAGCAUAACAUUACUUCCCAAGGGAAUUCUUCUACGAUUACCGCAACUGACCAGAUGAUCAGCAGGUCGGCAGUGGCAACGCAAGACAUUUGGGAGCAACGCCUUUGGAUCGACCUCCUCUGGUUCGCAAAUCAAGCAAUGGCCGCUCUCAUUUGUAGUGGACCAAUUUACGACCACCAGGCACUAUUUGGUGAGCUGACGGACUUAGGGGAACAUUUGGCUACUGGGGAGAAAACUAUGGCUCCGCAUCCGGGUUAUAUCCUGCGUUGGGUUUCUCGCCUUCUUCUGGCUCGUGAUCCCAUUUUAGAUUCGAGCCCGUGGUUGUGGCACUGUCCUAUUGUUGAUACUUCUUUCGGAUAUUCUGCACUUAUGUCGACAAGAAGUUUUAGCUGUUCGGCGUCUGCACUCCAAACGCGAACAACUUUGGUCGGCGGGGAGCUUCGUUUAGAUGCGCUACUCCGACAACUGGGUGAAGAGACCCUUGUUCUUCUACUUGAUCGGAACCAGAAUCUUCCGUUUUUGCUCAAUUGGGUAGUGGAUCAGUGCUACACAAGCAAAAACAUCUCCUCGUCAACUGCUUGCUUCUUGUGCUUAUGUCGUGCUCUAAGCAAUAUUCCGGACUUCAACUGUGACUUUGUUUCACUGCUAGUUCUGGCGUUCGUGUUUCUUGACCAUCCUCAAAAAACACUCAGCGACCGAGCCUUUCACCUCCUGCGGGUACUGUAUCACCGAUUCAUUUUGCAGCCGGGGAGCGUCAUUCAUGAGCGCUACCACAGUCCGUGCGAUCAGGAUCUCGAUCUCUCUGCAAGCUCCCGAUCAACCUGUUCGUCCACUGUUUGCACCCAACUGAAAAUCAAUGUCCACUUCUGGCAUUCGAUUCGACAUUGGGCCCCAUCGGAAAUUGUGCGGCAGUUUGCAGCCCAACACCCAGAUCUAACGCUUACCAUAUUUUCAGAAAUCACAAGGCGCUUGGAAACGUGCCGUGAGUGUCUUCGGUCAAUCCUGUUGCGACUGCUUGUUCCAUGGAUCAUUAAUAUCGAGCUAGUUGAUUUGAUUGGAGACACGUCUGUGACCAAACUAGACAAAGUUGGUGAAGAAUUAUGUUGGGAGACACUUGAGCUGGAUCCAGUCAAUUCGCGGAAACCAACUGACAGCGUAUUCCAGCAAAUAGCCCCUCAUGCUGACAUGAUAGACGCUGUUGAAGGUGACUCGGCAUCAAGCGAUGCGGAUAUUGUUUCCGACGAAGAACUACUCCCUGAGUCUACCCGGAAAAAAUCACACUUGACUGGUCGGCGUUCAACUGAAGGACGUCCAGGUUCCUAUGGACGAGGGCGGCAACAUGUCGAUUUCUUUGGGAGUGAAGAAGACAGUGAUAACGUUUCGGGGAACUUGCUUAAAUCUCGACAUACUAUUCCUUCAUCAACGUUGCGUCAUCGGGUGAGAAAGGCAGACACAGUCCCGUUACCUAAAUCAAAUCGAGCUCGACGAACUCCAGAUACCGGCCAGAAGUCUACAACUGGUCCUUCAGGUGCUUGUGAAGAGUUCUGGUAUUCUGUCCCUCCUACUCUGCGUUCCACCGGCUGGGGUUCGAAACAGGCUAAGCGUUUGAUUACCUAUUUGGCAACUGAGCAAGCUGAGUCCGUCGUUGAGGAGUUAAUGGUGGAAAUACAGACCAUUGAUGGAAUCGGCCUGGUCGUGGAGCGUACUACAGUAUUCCCAUUCUUCCGCAUCACUGUGGCUGCCUCAUCCGUAGGUCGUCCAAACGAGACGGCUGAUGUCCGCCGACCUGCUGACAGUGCUGUAACUGUGAUGGCUAAUCAGACUUUGGUGAAGACUCGAAGCAAUACAUCACCUGGGGAUGGCAGGCAACAUCCUACUGAUCAAACUUCUACGUUUCCUCCAACAGUAUUACAAUCGAUGAGCCGGGAGUUUGUUGAUCAGAUGGACGCAGAAUUGGUGGCGAUCAACUUGGAGAGCACCGGUGGCGCAAAACCCACUAGUACCAUACGCAAUGAGCGUAUUUUCGAUCCGAGUGCGAAAGCGAAAUCGUAUAUCGAAAGUAAUUACUGUGUGAGUUUACUUUUCAUCCAUGGUCGUGCUAUUGGUGACAUCCUUUUGUGGAGGGGGGGUGAGUUAUUUUCCACUUUCGAAUGUAUCACAAUUUGCAAUCGUACGCAGUCUUUGCUGUUUUACUUUCUUGUUGUUCCACAGGCGGAUUUCUCUUGUUUACCCUACAUCUGUUACGAUUCCAGGUCACAAGCAUCUGGUCAACGCUCGGAAUCAACCGCUGGCCGUGAUAUAGACGAAGUGAAUGUGGACCUACCUGAUCCUUCCCUAGCAUUCCCAACGCAAAUUGCUGGUAAUCGGCCGCACUCACCAAGUCUCCUUUAUGAGUCCGAUGGUAUUUAUUCUGUUCGACCCGAGGCUCUGGAAAAAGAAAUGAAUCAAGACAGCCCGAAGAUACGUUUCAGUCCCGAGGAUAUCUAUGCUACUCUUCGUGCAAAAGAUGUGGCUCGCGUACUAUCUGGUUCAAAUGCUGGAGAGUCAGAUGGAGGUAGCGAACCAGAUCGUACACCAUUCCGUACGGAAGCUCAACUCCGAAGUGGAACACUUCCAAGGACUGAAGACUCCCGCGAACGGUACUUCAACCAAACUGGGCAAUCGAGACAGAGAAUGACCCUCGGUCAAGCAGACUCAGCCACUCGGACGUUUGUGCGGCACUCCAAAAGGGUCAAAUCCAAGUCUAAAUCUCAUAUGAGGCCUGCUGAUCUCGUUGGAGGAACCCCCAAAGUCCCUCACCAAACUGUCUCAUUACCUCCAAGUCUUGCUGGACUGGCCCCACUCCCGAUUCCCCUGCCUUCAGCUAUUCCAUCACUUCCAAGCCUGAAACUUUUUUCUUCAGUCAGCGUGGAAAAACAGAACCCAAAUGAUAGUGGCCUUAGCCCCUUCACCCCGAUCGGCAAACUUUCUCGGACAGAAAGCCAAAAAGCUGAGUUCACACUUGAGGCAACUGUCAUCGAAAAACAAGCACAGCACCAGCAGCACGUGCAACCAUUGGCUAUGCCUUUGAGCGGUGGGUACCAAGCUCCUCUAGGAUGUUGGUUGUGUGAGCCCUUAGUCGUUGGUGGUUCUGUGGUCUUCACCGGGAGCUGGCCCGUAGCAGGUGCUCGAGCUCCUCUGGUUUUACUCCUUGCAGGAGGAUUGACUCAUUGCCAGAUGGUUCAAGUGGAUUGGAGCCCUCACAUCCCUCUGAUGAUAUUGUGCGCGUUACUAGGAAUGGAUCACUGUCGGGCACUUGUACAGGAGGAAUGCAAACUCCUUCUCGUCUCCUUGCUAAAUCUGGUCUGCCCUGACCAAGAUACUCUUCGUCUACUGCGAUUGGAACUCGAAGGUGGCAUGCUUGCUCGUGCUUAUCCGUCUGCUCUGCCCGGUCCUCGCCAGCCCAGGUUCCGUCUCGCCCUUGAUGGUGGACCUUAUGCAGAAACCUUUGGCUGUUUGUCGUCACCUGUCGCGAUGACUCCGGCUAUAUCACGAACUGGCUUCCAACCUAAAAAUUCUUCCAUAGAGGGCGCUCGCGCCACUCCACCCCGGAAACCCAAUCGGCGAAGCUUUUCUGAACGCCUUUCUCUGUCUCCACCUAACCCCAUUAUCCAGGUCUCCGUGGGCGAACCGGACGGAUUUCCCAGCCAUAGUCCCCCAAUUAUAACUUCGGUUCCACCGAGUUCGACUCUGCUGGUUCAAAAGAAUGGUUGGAGUGGAUCCGCUUAUAGUCUAUUAAGCACUGACACAUUGAUACCUGGUCCCGAAGAGGGUGGAGUUCGAACAAGGCCAGACAGUUUCGUGAUAACAAAGGAUGCGCCCCAGCUAUGUCCAUCAGCAUCAGCUGCACCUAUCCCUUCAGUGAAGUCCCGACUCACUGCUGUUCGCACCACUCCUCCGAGGACUUCGCGACAUUCCAUUGGCUCAUCGCAAGGUAUAAUGUCAACAGUGGUUGAGGAGGUGGAUUCGCCGGUGGUUAAAACUGACGCAAAACUGCUACAGAGCGCAGUUUAUGAUCUUCGUGAAGUACUUCUAUCAACUCUCGGCCAAGCGGUGUGGACCUGGGAUGAGUACAGGUUUCAGCGUGCGCACACAUCACCUGUUGUUUAUCUGACGCAGCAACAUCACAGCCGCACCACAGACUGUGACACGGAUAUCACUAGUGAGCUUUCGGACAAGCGGUCUCUGUUGGCGCGACUCGUACAACUAGUCGCCCGCAUUCUGGCUUUGGCUAACACUGAGCCUUCAGACGCGGAGAGUUGUCUUCUUUGUCACCACGGCCCGCCGCAUGAACAUGCUUUCGCUCACCGACUCAAACACAAUUCGGACUGCAGGACCGCUACCAGUCCGGUGACCAAUUACUGUGUGGUUGCUCGACUUUCCCAGAUAUCACUGAAUAUGGGUUUAUCAUGUCCGAACCGACAUUAUGCCAGCCGGUGUUUACAAAUUUUCCGGAUUUUAGGCGCACACUUGGACCGUAAAACCCUGUCGCAUCUCCUAUCUCGUUUGGGCGAAACCGUUUCCGAUGCUAAUGAAGAACUGCAGGACUACGUUGCCGAACUUUUCCUUACUUUGGAAGCUGCGAUUGCACAUGUGAAGACAAAAAGUAAUAGUUUGUUGGUUGGACGAACAUCCAAGCAGGGUGACUCCGUAUCUGGUUCCUGGCCGGACAAACAAACACGCACUGCACCCACUUCACCUCGUUCUGUGGGAGGUCAUGUACCAAAUGUGGAUUUAAACAUAGCGGACCGAAGGCGAUCCCAACGACACUCAACUUCGACGAACUACUGUACUUCGGAUGGUCCAAGCUCUUGGUUCAAGCCUCAGUACACUGACGAACCGAAACAAGAAGGCGAACCUUCGCUAGUCCCCCAUGAAUCUUCAAAGCCAAACCACAUUCUGGGCUCUGAAGAGUCAGCAUCACGUCCACGAACGCCCAGAUUGGUGGUCUGUCGUCUUCCAAAAGAUGAACAGGUCGAUCUGGUGUGUGGCAUUUUCUGGACUGGAGUUUUCCUGCUCGAAUCUGAUUUCGAACACGAAUAUAUCGCUGGUCUGCGCAUUUUAACAACCUUGGUGCCAAGUGUCUGUGCUGAUGAUGUCGCUGAAGAUAGUGAACGCUUCUCAUCCAGGGCGCUGUCAGCCGUUCCAAUUUGUUUGCCCAUUCGAGCGGAACAAAUUCGCACGCAGCUGCACCUCUCUUCUCCAGUUGCUGGCGUGCUGAACCUGGCUAUUAAAGGGUGUUCAUCUGCGAGUUUGGUGGAUCCUGCAUGUCAGUUGCUUGUCUGCCUUAUUCCAUUUCUCAAUUCCCCACUGGUUGUCUCACCGAGCAAAAACCAUUUGACCAGUCAACUCAGUUUCCCUAUUGUGCUCAUCACUCUACUUCCCAUGCUGUUGACGGCCUGGGACGAAGACCCAACGACUGCAGGUACCUCAGGUUUAUUGGAGACGACAGUCGAACAGACAAAUGUGCUUCAAGGUGGAUUUCUUGGGCGUGGUGUCUGCACGAACACAAACGUCACACCUCGAGCACUGGGUUCCUGGGUCUCAUCCGCUACAACUCGCAGCGCGACUGUUGCAACACACAUCUCUUCACAUUCUUCACGUCUCGGACGUCCCGAUAGUUUAAGCCAUUUUCCAGCUACCGGUGGGUUCGGCACCAUCAGCGCGGUUACGUCUGGCCCGUACUGUCCAUCGACUAGUUCCACUUGUAUUCAUAAAUCGUCACAACCUGUUCCGUUGCGACCGAAAAAUCCUAUAUGCAUUCAGGCUGCCGAUGCGUUAGCUCAGAGAGCACUUCAACUUGACCCUUCUCAUUUGGCCAACUUGGCGCUUAUUCUCAGGUUGUACGCAUCAGGAACAUUUUCAAAAGACGUGGACCAGUGGGCUAAAUGUGUUGUGUGCUACCUUCUGGAAGGCUAUUCGAAGUACGCAGCAUAUUUACUGCAGCACAUAUCGACGCUGUUAACCGCCGGCCCAUUGUGUCUGAAGACUCCACUGCUGAAGAUCGCCUACCUCUUCCUGCAACAAGUAGAACUUACGAGCCCUGAACUGAGCAACACUGUUCAACAUUUCAUCUCUUCCAUCACAUCGCAUUUUCUUGGGACAGAAUUCUGGUCAGAAGUAACGCGAGUUAUCCAAAUCGUCGUCUCUCGCUCUGCGGUGCUGAGUGCUGCACCACCUCCGUGUGUUUACACGCUCUCCGGUCUUGAUCCCUCUGGUAGUGGCCGUGUGUUGGACUUCGCUGCUGCCGCGGCUGCUGUGGCUGUUCCACUACCGGAGAGUGAACCACUGCGCAUGGAACUUGCAGGCCCCGUCCUAGACUUCACUUUCAAUACACUGUACGAAGCUCCGUUGGUUGCCGCGCAUUUCGCACCCGCCACUUCCAGUGCUACCACGGAGGAGAUUUGCAAAUCCUCUGGGGUCCACGGUGUUGACAUGGGGAGUUCAAAGAAAACAGAUUUCUUCCGACUUUCAGACUCGGGCUUAACUGAUUUAUUCUCUGUAGCUGCAUCUUCUUGGAACAAGGCUGGUUCUCGUCAGGUGAGUGCAAACAUGUUUUGUGAUGUAGAGCUUGACUUCCGUUCUGAAAUGCUUUAUUCCAGCUACGUCUUCGUGAUCGCCUUUUCCGCCUCGUUGCAUGCUACGGAUUACCAUCCAAUCGCCGCUUUGCUGCUCCUCGAAGUCCUUCUGGCCGUAUUUCGUAUGGGUUGGUGUCGGCGAAUCCGCAAUGAGGCAAUUAGAAAUCGAGUUUUCGACUGUGCAACGGAGACUUCCACUGAAGUCAUUUUCAGUCAGUCUACGGAGACACUUGAUCCACAGUUGAGCGUACAUUCCAGCAGUGAGACUGCCUCGAUGGUGGACAUGAGCAACUCCGAUGAUAUACGCCUGGAUGAAACAAGCAGUAUGGAACAAGCUGCCGUAUUCCGUGACCUGGAUACCUUCCUCGAUGCGCAGCUCAUGAACAUAAACUUCUUGGGUGUGCCCGACGGUCGACUUGUAAGUGGUGUACGCUUCACGCGAACUUCCCGUAACAUGCCUCCCUCAACGGAGGUCCAGCCUGGUGGCACACGUCUUCAUGGUUACCAUAACCGUCCCCCUUCAUUGCUCGCUUUUGUUUAUUUUCAGGAGGAUGAACCUAGGCGCCCGUGGGGUGUUCGCGGUCAGUCAAUCACAUGUCAUCAAGAGUUUAGUGAUGAUGGGGUAGAACAAGUUGCCGAUAUGUUCCCAACAGUUAGAGCUCCGCUCUCAAAGUCGUUCACGCAACACUCCGAUGAACCUCUACCUUGGACUAACAAGCGCCGGAGCUUUCCAGCUUCUUAUAGCACUGAAGUACACGUAGCACCGGGGUCUGAUGAGCCUGACUGGGUUCCACACGCUCCAUGUUGCACGAGUUCGGGGGAGCCGUGGCAACAUGCAUUGUCCAGUUCGACAGUUGGUGCUGAGGGGAUUCCGACUCAGCAUCCACCUUUAAGGAACGCACAGGUUGAUGCAUAUGCCACAGUCCGAUGCGUUGCGGAGAAUAACAACUUAAUAUUGCCCAGUUUUCCAAAUAAUGGAGAUCAACCAGGCGUAGAGAUAGUCACUAAUACGCACUUGGCCACAGUGAAGCGCCUGUCCUUCGAUCGCAUUGUGGAACCCUCCACUCCGUCAUUAAUAAGAACUCCAAGCAGAGAUGAUGAUGCUUUUAUUCUGGACCGACCCGCAAGUCCAGUGGACAGAAUCGAUCUGACCCGAAUUCGUCAAGUACGAUUUGAACGCACAAAUAAACGAUUGUCACCAACCUUGUCACAUCACUCUGUACUUAGCGAUCCAAUCAAGACUUACCCUUCGUUGACUGUGUUAGAUACAAAUUCAAGUCAACCAAAAAUGCGUAGUUCAGCUUCUUUGCCACAAGUGCUGAUUUCUGAACUAAAACAACCUUCAAAGUCAGCUGGAUCCGAGAUAUCGUCCCCGUUCGAACCGAUUUGCCAUUCUGGAGCUCAGGAUAUCAGUUCCCCUCUUUCCGUCCACGCUGAGUUGUCAUCGUCUCCCAGCCAAACAUCGUUAACGCAGGACACGCCAAUGUCAGGUCGAACAAAUCACGAGCUCGAAACUCCACAUAGUUCGUUCUCAACUUCAAUUUUGUUGGCACCCAACGACUCCACUGCUGAGAAUGUCUUGAAACUGGCUUAUUCUAGACCGAAGCCUUUGCGUUCGCCGAUUAAGCGUCUGUAUGCUACUGGACUUCCUAGUCGCAUCAGUGCUCCACCGUUGGUGAAAAUUCAUAAGGCUUUCACCACCAAACGGCAUAGUCAAAGUGCCGAAGAUCUCCCACAUUUGGCCAAACCAAAAGUAAGUUUCUUGGUCCCCGGUGCAGCUGAUGAGCAACCACCAGAAGCCUCCCAACUACUUUCUCAUUCUCAUUCAUUAAAAGAUCUCCCAGUCACUUUAUCUUCCGAUGCCGUUAUCAAAUCACAAUUUGCGGAGGAUGGUUCGUCCGAUUUCAACAUCCAUGCAGCACUGAACUACUACAAUCAACCUCCAGAAAUGCAGCAGAUAGUAUCUAGAGAUCAACCAAGUGGGUCCUCUUGUUCGAUCGUCUCAAUCACCGAUAAGGUCAUCGUGGUCUCCGAUGCUCCACCCGGUCAUAGCUGGAUUGACUUGCUUGAUGGAGAGAAGGACUGGAUAACGAUGGCUUCUGGGCCACUUGCGAUACCACCAGUCCCCGCUCAAAUUGACGUAAUCAACAGGUUAUCCAGCGUUUGCGGUUGUCUGGCCAGUCGUUGUUACGCGUGCGUUGUGACUGCAUCUAAUUUGUCCGGAUCCACCUGGGAAGAUGAACAGAACGAGUUUCGUAAAUUCAUAUCUGCGGCAGAACUUAUCGUCAACGGAUUACGUCCGCCUUAUUUUUUCUCGCGAUUGAGCCAGGACGGCUUGGAUGAGCAACUGCAGUCGACACUGGACUCCGUUUCGGUUCGUUUGGCAGACACCUACAAUGGCGUACAGUCUACGUUGCAUCGAACGUCAAAGGUCUUGUGCGCUCGAAACCUGCAGACAACGUUGGAAAUAUUGGCUCAACUGCUAGAAAGAAUGGUCGAAUUCCUCAAGCUGGCUUGUACAACUACCCAGCAGCUAUCUUCCGCCCUAGAAGAAUCUGUUCCCUCACAGGACGAUUUGCUUGAACGAAUAGUCUUCUUCGUAUCACGUGUUGUCCCGCAUUUGGUCGAAUCUCCCAUUCUUUACCCUGUUCCUCCGGCAAUCAACGCGCACGGAUGUGUUGAGGAUGACAACUGCAUUAUCUUGAAACGAAUGGUUGAAUACUUUGAUUGCGUCAAUGUGAAAACUGUUGACACUAUCGCUAGCGAGCUAUUCGGCUCUCUGGUCGCACUUUACCGUAGGCGUUGGAAAUAUUUCGGAACACGACGUAUUCUCGCACCAGUGGUGGACUGUGCGAUCGGGAUUCUGGAUCUCUUUGUACGGUUUAAACUAGGAACUUUAGACGUCCCAGGACCGACAGUCAUCCAUGUGACCCUACCUGCUAUGGGUUCGCCAAAAGAUGAUGAUUCCAGCGUGCUUACGGCUUGUGCGAGGCUUCUACAAAGAUUGUCAUCCGACAUGAACUAAGACCAAUAUUCCAACUUGUGCAUGGCUCCUCCAGGCCUGUUCGGCGCUGGACAGACUACCACAGCCAAAUUCUGUACAUAAGUUCGGACGAUUGAUCACUUUGAAGUCCUGUCCUGAUUAUUUCUAUUUUAUCUUGCGCACAUAUAUUUCUG